Vespula vulgaris is the source of this 827-nucleotide messenger RNA. It is a transcript of the gene Rpb11, whose product is annotated as DNA-directed RNA polymerase II subunit RPB11. Lineage: Eukaryota; Metazoa; Arthropoda; Insecta; Hymenoptera; Vespidae. Gene Ontology annotation, molecular function: DNA binding; protein dimerization activity. Gene Ontology annotation, cellular component: RNA polymerase II, core complex. The record is from RefSeq and is a predicted model, not a curated record. The transcript has 4 exons. Gene Ontology annotation, biological process: transcription by RNA polymerase II. The coding region runs from base 278 to 631 and encodes 117 amino acids.
GAUAUUAUCAAGAUAUUCCGAUGUAAAUAUCUUAUAAUAUAAUUUUUUACGUUAUUCUUAUAUUUAUUCUUUCUUAUAUAAAACUACGCGGGAAAUUUCAAAACUCGAUCGAUCAAUGCUCGUCGUUAGUACUAUUCACACGCAAUAGAUACGCGUAGUAACGUGCGACUGUCGUCAUCGCGUUGUGUCAAUUUGUUUUUCCAAGUAAGAACAGAGUCAAAGAGAAAAUAUUAAUACGUAAGAAACAACACAAGCUUUACAAGGAUUUAAUAACAAUAUGAACGCACCACCGACCUUUGAAUCAUUCUUACUCUACGAAGGAGAGAAAAAAAUAAUAAAGGAACAGGACACGAAGGUACCAAAUGCUGCUAUUUUUACCGUGAAUAAAGAAGAUCAUACUCUGGGAAAUAUGAUUCGGAAUCAAUUAUUGAAAGAUCCUCAAGUCUUGUUUGCUGGCUACAAGGUACCUCAUCCAUUGGAACAUAAAUUUGUAAUCAGAAUACAAACAACAUCGGAUUAUACACCACACGAAGCUUUUAUGCACGCGAUAACCGAUCUUAUAGCAGAAUUAUCGUUAUUCGAAGAACGUUUUAAGGAGGCAAUAAAAGAAAAAAAGGAAGGGUUGGAUUAAUGGAUUCGAUAUUCGUUAUAGGUUUUAAUAAAUGAAUAUGUGUAUAUGUAUAUAUAUAUAUAUAUAUGUCUCAAUUCAAUCUAGACUAAUUUCUUAUAAUUGCAAGAUCUUUACACAAUUGAGCACCUGAUGCAAGUAGAUAUCUAACUUCAAAAAAAGUUUCUGUGAUCUUACUUAAAUACAAAAUUUACAACUA